CUGCAACCAAAGAAGUCAAUGUGGGCACGCGUGAAGGCGGAAAUGUUGCACUACUACCACGGAUUUCGGCUGUUAGGUCUUGAAACCAAAAUUGCUGGCGGAAUUUGUUUACAAAUGCUUACAGGGAAAACCCUUACAAGGCGUGAAAGAAACCAGCUCGUGAGAACGGUGGCAGAUAUAUUUAGGCUUGUGCCGUUUGCAGUCUUUAUCAUAGUUCCAUUUAUGGAAUUUCUUCUUCCGUUUUAUCUCAAAUUCUUCCCCUUCAUGCUACCAAGCACCUUCAAGGAUAAAGACAAGGAGGAUGCAAAAAGGAGACGAACACUUCAGGCAAAAUUGACAAUGGCCAAAUUUUUGCAAGACACUGUUAUGAACACGACCGCAGCAUCAGCAAAAGGCAAAGAUAUGCCAACCAUAAUGGAAUUUCAAGAAUUUAUGAAGUUGGUGCGUCCUCUUAUUGGCUUUAUUGUGUUGAUUGUGAUUGCUAUCAGCAGUUUCGUUGAAGUCAGACAGUCAGGCCAGUUGGCAAAUACUACGGAUAUUGUGCGGUUUUCAAGACUAUUUGAAGAUCAAGUCACUUUGGAUUCCUUGCAACAUAAUCAGCUGAAGGCUUUGUGUCAGCUGCUGGAAAUUCCCGCAUUUGGGCCGAGCAAUCUCCUCCGAUUCCAAUUGUGGCUUCGUGUCCGUCAGCUACGGGCCGAAGAUCGCGUAAGUAGCUACUUUUCCCAGUUACUUUGCUUUGUGUCCCCACCCGCGGAAAUAAGUAAUCAAUUUUCAUCAACAUUCUAA
Dibothriocephalus latus is the source of this 786-nucleotide messenger RNA. NCBI's taxonomy places the organism in Eukaryota, Metazoa, Platyhelminthes, Cestoda, Diphyllobothriidea, Diphyllobothriidae. The record is from the annotation of a GenBank genome assembly.